CCCGCCACAUUACACACUUCCCUUUAUCAUCUUCAAUUUCAUUCUUCUUUAAACCCAUAUUAUCUUUGUCCAUAACUUAAUAUGGCUACCACUCCAGCUUUUCCUCUUCUUCAGCUUCGUUUAACCAAACCCAGACCCAAACCCACUGCUUCGUGUUUUAAACCUUAUGGCACAUCUAAGUUUGGAAUAGUAAAAUGUGGAUCAUCUUCUAAUGGGAGAGAGCCUGAUUCAGCUGACAAUGGUGUUAAAAGUGUGGAACGUUUACUUGAAGAGAAACGCCGGGCUGAGUUAUCUGCCAGGAUUGCUUCUGGAGAAUUCACUGUUCAGAAAUCUGGUUUCCCUUCUCUAUUGAAGAAUGGUUUGUCGAAAAUUGGUGUUCCCAGUGGGGUUCUUGAAAUCUUAUUUAAAGGGGUUGAUGAUGUUGAAGAUUAUCCCAAGAUUCCAGAGGCGAAAGGGGCGAUUAAGGCCAUCCGAAGUGAGGCCUUCUUCAUCCCUUUGUAUGAGCUUUACCUCACUUAUGGUGGGAUUUUCAGGCUAACCUUUGGACCAAAGUCGUUUUUGAUUGUUUCCGAUCCCUCCAUUGCUAAGCAUAUAUUGAAGGACAACUCAAAGGCUUAUUCAAAGGGUAUAUUAGCAGAGAUUUUGGACUUUGUCAUGGGGAAAGGACUUAUCCCAGCUGAUGGUGAGAUAUGGCGCAUUAGAAGACGUGCUAUAGUCCCAGCGCUGCAUCAAAAGUAUGUAGCAGCUAUGAUUAGCUUAUUUGGACUGGCUACCGAUAGGCUUUGCCAGAAACUAGAUGAUGCUGCAACUGAUGGGGAAGAUGUAGAAAUGGAAUCGCUUUUCUCCAGGUUGACACUAGACAUUAUUGGCAAGGCAGUAUUUAAUUAUGAUUUCGAUUCAUUAACAAAUGAUACCGGCAUAGUUGAGGCUGUUUACACUGUUUUGCGGGAAGCAGAAGAUCGAAGUGUCUCUCCUAUUCCAACCUGGGAGAUUCCUAUUUGGAAAGACCUUUCACCACGACAAAGGAAGGUUACUGAAGCACUCAAAUUGAUUAAUGAUGUACUAGACGAUCUAAUUGCGACAUGCAAGAGGUUGGUAGAAGAAGAAGAGCUACAGUUUUCUGAUGAGUAUAUGAAUGAACAAGAUCCUAGUAUUCUCCACUUUCUGCUGGCAUCAGGGGAUGAUGUUUCUAGCAAGCAACUCCGUGAUGAUUUAAUGACAAUGCUUAUUGCUGGGCAUGAAACAUCGGCCGCCCUUUUGACAUGGACCUUCUAUCUUUUAUCAAAGGAACCUAGUGUUGUAUCCAAGCUCCAGGAUGAGGUUGACUUCGUUCUUGGAGAUCGGUUUCCAACGAUAGACGACAUGAAAAAACUCAAGUACACAACUCGUGUUAUUAAUGAAUCUCUGAGGCUCUAUCCACAGCCACCGGUCUUAAUACGACGUUCUAUUGAGAAUGAUGUGCUUGGAAAGUACCCAAUAAAAAGGGGUGAAGAUAUUUUUAUCUCUGUUUGGAAUCUGCAUCGAAGUCCAAGUCUCUGGCAAGAUGCAGAGAAGUUCAAUCCUGAAAGGUGGCCUUUAGAUGGACCGAAUCCUAAUGAAACAAACCAAAAUUUCUGUUACUUGCCCUUUGGUGGAGGACCUCGGAAAUGUGUAGGAGACAUGUUUGCAUCUUUCGAGACUGUUGUAGCAGUUGCAAUGCUUGUCCGGCGAUUUAACUUCCAAAUGGCACUUGGAGCUCCUCCAGUUGAAAUGACUACUGGAGCAACUAUCCACACAACGCAGGGGCUGAAGAUGACAGUUACACGAAGAAUGAAGCCUCCGAUUAUCCCUGAAAUAAACAUGGAGGGAUUGAAGAUGGAAGGAACUGCCCGGAUUUUGGAAGCAGAGACCCAACUUGGAGAGAAAGGUGAAGUUUCUCAAGCUCAUUCAUAGGUGGAAUAGCUUGCUACAUUUAGCUUCAUUACACGAUGCAUAUGCAUGGGGGGGAAGUAAUGUUGAUAGACAUAAGCAUUGGGAGAAAGUCGGUAAAUAUUAUAGUAUAUGCUUCCCUUCAAAACUAGCUGUUUAAUGCAAUUAAUUAUUUUCUAUUUAA
Molecule: messenger RNA, 2092 nt
Organism: Gossypium raimondii (Peruvian cotton)
Lineage: Eukaryota; Viridiplantae; Streptophyta; Magnoliopsida; Malvales; Malvaceae
Product: protein LUTEIN DEFICIENT 5, chloroplastic
Exons: 16
Coding region: 82-1932 (616 amino acids)
Biological process (GO): xanthophyll biosynthetic process
Cellular component (GO): chloroplast
Molecular function (GO): heme binding; oxidoreductase activity, acting on paired donors, with incorporation or reduction of molecular oxygen; iron ion binding
Source: RefSeq, a predicted model, not a curated record